This is a messenger RNA of Oncorhynchus mykiss (rainbow trout), 2229 nucleotides long. Lineage: Eukaryota; Metazoa; Chordata; Actinopteri; Salmoniformes; Salmonidae. The record is from RefSeq and is a predicted model, not a curated record.
AUGAAGUUCCUGACUGAGAAGGAUGGGGAGGAGGCGUGGAAGGACUUCUUUGACUCACAUCUCCAGGAGAAGCUCUUUGAGGAGAGGAGAUGGACGGAGAAGAAGCUCAGCAACCGGAAGAGGGAGGUGGAGAGCUGGAUCGUGGAGAUACAACAGGAGUGGAGACUGAGGGAGAAGGCUCAGAGGAACAUGGUGUUCAAGCUGCUGAUUAUGGACCUUCCUCAGAGGAGGAGAGUCAUUGAGAACCUCAGAGAGACGGACGACCCCGCCAGCGAUCAGGUGGCGAGAGAGGUGGACGGAGAGGAGCGGAGGACGGAAAACACCGGGGUGAAAAAGAGGAGUGACGAGGAGGGAGAUGGAAGGAGAGGAAGAGGGGUGGAGGAGAUGAAUGAGGGGUGCCGCUGCUGCCAAGGAGACGGAGCGAGAGGGAAGGAGAAAAGCCAGAGCCAUGGUCAGAGGAAGGAGGAAGAGAAAAGAUACCAGAUGCUUGUGGAAAUGCAGCGUAUCCGUUCCCACGAAGAGAAAAGAGAAAGGGAAACCUUCCUGAGAAACAAGGAGAGGGAGGAAAAGAAAAGGGAGGAUGAGGAGAAAACGAGAGAGAGGGCACAUCUGGCCAGGCAAAAAAUGGAUGCGGACAGAAGGGAGAGAGAGGUGCGCAGGAUGGAGAGGGAGAUAGUGGUGAAGAGAAAGGAGGUUGACCACAGAGUGAUGUCUGUGAACAGGAAGGUGUUCUCUCUCAGGUCCGAGGCUGAACAAAUCAGGAAGGAGAGAAAGUCACUAAGGAUGUUUCAGAGCAAGCUAGAGAACCUGGGACCAAAUAUGGAAGUCCAGAGCAAGGCUCAGAACCAGGGACUAAAUAUGGAAGUCCAGAGCAGGGCUCAGAACCAGGGACUAAAUACGGAAGUCCAGAGCAGGGCUCAGAACCAGGUAGUGAGAAUGGAAACUCAGAGCGAGAACCAGGAAGAGAAAAGAAGUGUUAAGCAGAGCGCCGACCAAGGCAGACAGAAAUGUUCUGUGAAAGCAGAUGAGGAGAAAACAGAGAAUGACAUUCGAAGAGAGGAAGAAAAGAGGCAAAUCGAGGAGGGGGACAAGAAGGACGAGAUACUGAGUGGGAGUGAGAGGUUGAGUGAGAGAGAAGGGAAGGGACAGAUAGAGGUGGAGAGGAAGAGUCGAGAAACUGGGGCUGAUGGUAACGUUGGACGUGAGGCAGUUGGUUUGGUAGAAGACAACAGAGAGAUGUCUGAGGACAGAGUCAGCCUGAAAGAGACGGACAAGGAAAGGAGGAGUGAGAAGGCUGUGAGAGUAGAGGAAAAGGAGGCGUCUGAGGAGAGGGAAAUACAGUUGGAGAGGAAGAGGGAAAUUGAGGCUAAGCCGGUGAUAGAGGAGGAGAAGAAGAAGUCUGAGAAUGAACAGAGUGGGAAAAAGACACAAGAGACAAAGCAAGAAAAGCAGACUUCAACAGAGACAGAACUGAGUGACUGGGAUGUGGACAGUGAGGAGGAAGAGAUUGUGUCGGCGAAAUUCAAGAAGAGGAAACAGAGAGAGCUGGAAGAGAGGCAGAAGGAGGAGAAAAGGGUGAGAAUGGAGGAGAAGAAGAAGGAAGAAGAGCGCCUUAGGAAUAGGGAGGAGGACAAGAGGAAAGAGGAGGAGAAGAAGCUACUAGAGCAGGUGAGCCUGACAGUCCUGCAGGAAUCCUGGAAGAAGGCUAAAGCGGAGGACAGGAAGAGAUCUGAGGCAACCAAAAUGGACGCAGAGCAGCAGCACCAGCGGGCUGUUUUUUUCAGUGACUUGAGGGAGGAGGAGGAGGAGAAGCAACAGCAAAUAAUGGGGCUGGAGAAGAACAGGAGGAAGGAGUACGUUGUUCAGGGGGGCUUCCCUGUCAACAGGACAACACACACGGCCCCAGGAAAUGAGUCAGCAAUAUCGGUGAGUUCAGAUGAGGAGACUGGCUCUGAGUGGGAGAGGCAGUGGGAGGAGGAGAAAAGGAAUGAGAAGGAGAGGAAGGAGGAGGAGGAGAAGAGGAAGAGACUGGAAGAUAAGAAGAGGGAGGAGAUGGCAAAGGAACGGGAGGAGCAGAAGAGUAGAGAGGCGGAGGCGAGGUGGCAGGCACGUCUUGUUCCCAAGAAAAAGAAAGGUGUAUUUAAGUCAUUCUUCAACCUUUUUGUGACAUAGAGCAGUAAAGAAUCAAUAAAAACAUGACGUCUUUUCAUAAUUUGAAUCAAGCAUUUA